CUUAGCUCACCGUGUUUUAGUAAAAGUGCUAAAAUCCACCUUUACAACAUGCAUUGGUUCAUGCUGUCCUGGUAAAAAAAAAACUAACUAAACAUGUUAGGUAACUAUUUUAAAUGGCGACGUUCAAACCGAGGAGGGCAGCAACACGCCAUUACUGCGCCAAGUCUGCCUAACAAACGAAGAAGAAACAGAAAGAGACGUCUUCUUCGUUGAUAGUGAAAGGUGCAUUAAAUAUGUGGUAAACAGCACUGGGGCUUUGAGAAAUUACAAACAUAACACGGGCCCGUUUGCUGUUUUAUCAGAAAUAUUUCUGCGGCUUACAUAAAUUCAGAGCAAGACGUUGCUGUGUGAAAGUCACUCAGCUAUUCUCUGGAUCUUACUCCUGUUUUGUAUUUGAGCUCUGAAUGGGAGUUUGCACAACUUCAAGACAAAAACUCUUCAUAACUUCUUCGCUUUUCUAUGUGAAUGUUUAUCAGGUCGCGUCAUCCCCGCUCAUACACAUGAGUGCUAUUUUCUCCUUGAGCUGGGCCAAGCGCCAUGCCUGACCGGGACAGUUCCUACCUGUCAGGUGGUGGUGGGAGUGGUGGUAGUCUGGGUGAGGAAGGAGGACCUGGUUCUGGUUUGGCAGGGGGCUCGUUAGAAGGCAGAGGGGGUUCAGGAGGAACUGUUGGUGGCAACGUCUCUGGCUCUGGGGGAAUGGGGGCAGGAGAGGCACUUGGGAAGGGCAAUAGUUGUGGGAAUAGUGGGUGUGGGGGACAAGGUGCAGGACUGGCAUUGGAUGGUGUCUGCAGAGACUUCAUACGCAAUGUCUGCAAAAGAGGGAAGCGCUGCCGUUUCAGACACCCAGACUUCAAUGAGGUGCCUGAUUUGGGAGUGCAAAAGAAUGAGUUCAUCUUUUGUCAUGACUAUCAGAAUAAAGAGUGUAUGCGCUCCAACUGCCGCUUUGUCCACGGAUCUAAAGAGGAUGAGGACUAUUACAAGAAAACAGGAGAGCUACCCCUCAGAUUAAGAGGGAAAGUUGCAGCACGACUGGGCCUUUCCCCCAUGGAUCUCCCCCGCAGCCGUGGGGAGGUCCCUAUUUGUAGAGACUUCUUGACAGGAGAGUGCCAGAGGGGCAACAAAUGUAAAUUCCGCCAUGUCAAAAAAGACUAUGAAUAUGAAACUUCCAGGGUUGGAGUGGGUGGUGUAAUGGGGGCAGGUGCCGGUGGAAUGGUGAAUGCUGGGGGAGGGAUAGGUGGUGGAGGAGGAGGUGCCUGUGGAGGAAUACAGGGACUUGUUGGAGGUGGGAAUAAUAUGAUUGGGAUGGGCUGCCCCAGCUUGGGUGGUUGCAGGGAUACAGGUAUCACAGGAGUCGGGGGAGUAGGUGGAGGUGGGAUGAGUGGUUGUCUGUCUAUAAAUUCUUCUGGACAGCGACGUUAUGACAGAACCUCAUGCUCAGUUUAUGACCCUCUGCUUGAGAGUGGGCUGUUUGAUGCUGGUUCCCUGGAGGCUUCUAUGGACCAUACUGCUCUACAGCUGAAGAGGCGGCGAUUGGAGGGGCUGCGCCUUGUAGAUGGGACUGCUGGUGGUCACUAUGAGCUGGGAGUUCAAGCCACAUUGCCACCACGUCCUUUGGAGUACAGGUUCCUGGAGGAAGAAAACUCCCUGCUGAGGAAAAGAGUGGAAGAGCUGAAGAAGCAGGUUUCAAAUCUCAUCGCCACAAAUGAGGUUCUUCUGGAGCAGAAUGCCCAGUUCCGGAGCCAGGCUAAGGUGAUGACUCCUGCGCCCACUGAGCAGAGUCUGGCACCCCCUGUGGGUGCAGUAAGUUCCUAUAAUCAUAGCAUCGCCCAGACUCACACCACCCUGAGCAGUGCAGGACUGCAGCCUCGGCCUGUCACCCAGCAAGACCUGGUAGCUCCCACUGGUGCCCCUGCAGCGCCACCAACUAAUGCUGCUCCACCUACAGCUCCUCCGCCCCAUCUCAACCCUGAGAUCACCCCCCUCUCAGCUGCCCUUGCACAGACCAUUGCACAGGGGAUGGCACCCCCUGUUUCUAUGGCACAGGUGGCUGCAUCUGUGGCACCAGUGGCAGUAUCCAUGACACAGCCUUUGCCUGGCAUCACCAUGAGUCAUGCCACCACCCCGAUGGUGUCGUACCCCAUUGCCAGUCAAAGCAUGAGGAUCACCUCUCUGCCUCACUAAAGGAUUCAUAGACAGAACUGUGGCACCAUCCAUGGGGAUUUUUAAUUUAGAUGGUCUCUAAUGUGUUUAAGACUGAGCUGAACAGAUGUAACACCCUUGUGCUUCUCCACCAGAGGGCAGGAUCAGGACUUCUCUGUUCAGCCUACUUCAUAUCACUGUUGCUGUGGCAGCAUUACAAAUACAGACAGACUGACCUGUGAACUCUGGCAAAGAUCUAUGUACCAAAGGGAUUUUUUUUCAAAUUACAGGCACCAAAACAGAACAACAAAACUGAAAAUAGGAACACCAUCUAUAAUGUUUGAACCAGUUCUGCAAGACUUGUUGUCUCAUUCCGGGACUUGACUUUGGGGGCAGUUUGUGUUUCUAUUUUUGUGGAUAGUUCUGGUGUAAAUGAACUUUGGUACUUUGCACAUAAAAAAAGAAUAACCACUCAACUC
Messenger RNA from Monopterus albus (swamp eel), 2618 nucleotides. RefSeq names its product zinc finger CCCH-type containing 10 (gene zc3h10). The record is from RefSeq and is a predicted model, not a curated record. Bases 538 to 2181 code for a protein of 547 amino acids. The transcript has 3 exons. Lineage: Eukaryota; Metazoa; Chordata; Actinopteri; Synbranchiformes; Synbranchidae. Gene Ontology annotation, molecular function: RNA binding; metal ion binding. Gene Ontology annotation, biological process: regulation of RNA splicing.